Messenger RNA from Cavia porcellus (domestic guinea pig), 3659 nucleotides. It is a transcript of the gene Gsc2, whose product is annotated as goosecoid homeobox 2. The transcript has 3 exons. Gene Ontology annotation, biological process: regulation of transcription by RNA polymerase II. Gene Ontology annotation, molecular function: RNA polymerase II cis-regulatory region sequence-specific DNA binding; DNA-binding transcription factor activity, RNA polymerase II-specific. Gene Ontology annotation, cellular component: nucleus. Bases 66 to 680 code for a protein of 204 amino acids. The record is from RefSeq and is a predicted model, not a curated record. Lineage: Eukaryota; Metazoa; Chordata; Mammalia; Rodentia; Caviidae.
GCUCCCCCCCCCCCCCCGCCCCGACGUAUAUAUGCCUGCCGCGGCUGUCACCGACCAGGCCCGGCAUGGCUGCGGCGAAGGGCGCGGCCAGCCGCAGGGGCCCGGGGCGGGCCUGCCCCUUCUCCAUCGAGCACAUCCUCUCCAGCCUGCCCGAGAGGAGCCCCCCGAGCCGAGCUCCCCGGCCUCUGCAGCCCGCCGGUCGCCAGAGCCCCGCCGAGUCUGUGGAGCCCGGGGUGCCAGAGGCUGUGCCCUGCACCUGCUGUUGCUGCUUCGGCUCACCUGCGACGGCCCGCAGGUCCCCGGAGACGGUCCCUGGGCUGGGCGCGCGGCUGCCGUGGCCGCUGAGGCUGGGGCCCGCGGCGCCCUCGCCCUUGGCCGCACAGACCGGAGGCUCCGGAGCGCUCCCCUGCGCGGGCGGCCAGGGCGCGCAGCGCCGCACGCGGCGCCACCGCACCAUCUUCAGCGAGGAGCAGCUGCAGGCGCUGGAGGCGCUCUUCGUGCAGAACCAGUACCCCGACGUGGGCACGCGCGAGCGCCUGGCCGGCAGCAUCCGCCUGCGCGAGGAGCGCGUGGAGGUGUGGUUCAAGAAUCGAAGGGCUAAGUGGAGACAUCAGAAGCGGGCCUCAGCCUCUGCAAGGCUCCUACCAGGGGCCAAGAAACCUCCCAAGGAGCGCUGUUGAAGGAGCUGCUAGCUACCCCCAACCUUGGCAUUGACCUCUGAGGCCUGCACAGAGAGGACAGACCUACCGGCUGAACCGAAGCUAAGAGGGAGCUGCAGCCUUUCCCAUCAUUCUCAGCUUCCUACCACCUAGAGCUGGUGCUGUGUGUGUGUGUGUGUGUGUGUGUGUGUGUGUGUGUGUGUGUUGGCACCACUAGUCUAGAAAAGCAGGACACACUACACAUUUUACACACCUUUGUACCCUGUCCUUCCGGGACCAGUCAGGCAGUAACCACUGUGAUUUCCUUGAAGGUGGAGUAGGACAGAAACUAGGUCAGCAUCCUUAAUCCCCUCUGACCACCCAGAGAGGCCAUAACUCCAUCCAGGACAGGGACCACCACUGAAAAGCACAGGAGCCCAGAAUCCUUCCCAGUGGUGUCACCCUCUUCACCUGAGAGUGUGCUGACUGCCUUCCCUCCUCAUAUGGACACAGGCCCUUUGACCUGUCUCCCAUCCCCCCAGGACCAGGCAGUGGACUUGCUGCCGCGUCCAAGGACCUGUGCUGAUGGUAUCUGAGCCUGCAGAAAUAGCAGGUUGGAUGAGGUAACUUCCACAAGCCCUUUCACCUGGUCUUUAAUCUUUGCACUUUGUGCUAAUGCCAAGAAAGAACCAAGAACUAAAAAUACAGAAGCAGUACAGAGUCCCAAGUCUGCCCCAGCUCCAUUUCCACACCCAGAGGGAAGCUGCCCCUCCUCCCUCCCUUCUAGGGAGGGGGUCUAGGGAGUCUUUGGAAGUAUAGCCCAGAGCACACUUGAGUUGGGAAGACCACACACCUGCUACCUUGGAAAAUGCCUGCCCUCCUCUCUACCACCUUGGCCCCAGAGUGAAGGACAACAUGAAAAACAAAGCUUCCAUUUCCCAAGGGGACCCAUGCAAUAGGUCCAACACUUCCAAUAUCCUACUCAUCUAGCUGGAGCAUCUUGUUUUGUUUUCUCAAGUUCCUGUUGGAUGUAAGGGGGUGGUAUGUGCAACAGCCCAUCCAUAGUAGCCAGACUGCAGAAACCAGUACACCAGGGGCUGUCUAAGGUUGGCAGGUUUGGGUAACACCAUGCAGACACAGUGUCCCCCAGCUAGAGCUACCCUAACACUGCAUAAAUGCUCACUUCUACUUUCUAGGACACACACUUCUGGCUGUUGUAAAAUGUUUCCCUGACUCAUGGCCUUUACCUUGAAGAUUGCAGUGUCUACCUGUGGACUUGACUCUGUCCUGGUCAGCUUCCCUGCAGGCUGGGACACAUUUUGUUGGGUUCUAGGCCCCUUACCCUAUCAGGCUGAAUGGAAUUUGUUAUUGUUUUAGGAAAACCAUGGUGAGAGCUCACUUGAGCUCCAGCUUCCAGGAAUCACUGCUGUCUUGAUCUGUCUCAUUCCUUUAGCUACUCCUUGGCAAGCUGCCUGAUUUCCUUUCCCUGAUCCCAGCUGACCAUUAACACACAUGUCUGAGACUCAAUCUCCAGGGUUCCUCCAUCUCAGUUUUCAUUGGUGUAUCUUUUCCACUGUCUGUCUCCCAUUCUUGCCUCUCUUCCAUAUUUAUAUCUCCAGCCAAGACUUCUCCCUGAACUAGAUAUUUAUAUAAAACUGUCUCCCUUAGGACUCAACCUGGAAGCCUGCAGGAUUCUCAGGUUUACCUUGUCCACAGUGAGCUUUUCCCCCAUGCAAAUCAGGUGAAUGAGCAAAGCUAGUAAUCACCUAACUGCUCCCUAUCUUUCACAUCAUACCCAGUCCAACAGCAGCAAUUCACACAUUAUUGAUAAAUCUCAGAAUCUACCUUUUUUCUAACUUCAGAUGCACCUGUUUAAUAGAAAUCACAGUCAACUCUCACCUUGACCAUUUUAGCUGUCUCCAUCUUGUCUCACUGCACCUCUUCUGGCUCCCCUUUAAUUCAAAAUAAAGACAAAUCCAGGUAUGGUGGUGCACACCUGUAAUCCUAGCACUUGGGAGGCAGAGGCAGGCAGAUCUUUGCAAGUUCGAGACCAGCCUGGGCUACAAAGUGAGUUCAAGGACAGCCUGAACUGCAUAGCAAGACCCUGUCUCAAAAAAGAUGAAAAAUAAACAAAAAAAUUAAAAAAUAAAGACAAAACUCCUCUUUUCCAUGGCCCACAAAGUCCUAAGAAGCCUGACUUUGCCUCCUUAUCAUUAUCUCAUAGCUCAUUGUGCUGUGUAUCCAAAGGUCUGCUUUGUAACUUCCCUUGUUCCACGUCCCCACUGGGACUUUGCAUAUGUGCCUCCCAUCCACUUGAGCAAUGCUUGUCCAUUCACCUUUUGUAUCUUUGACCACUUUCUGCCUGGAGAAACUUCUACUGAAUUUCCCUACUAGGUCAAGACUCUCCAGUACAAAUCAAUCAUGGCUGCACUUAUUAUUUUUUUUUUUUUUUGAGACAGGUUCUCAUUAUGUAGUGUAUACUGGCCUUGAACUCACGCAUGUAGCCCAGGUUGACCUUGAAUUCAAGGCAGUCUUCCUGCCUCAGCCUCUUGGGUGCUGAAAUUACAAAUGUGUACCACCACACCUGGAAAUUUUAUAUUUUUUUAUAGGGUGAUGCAACCUGUAUCUGUGUGCUUCACUGGACUCUCGGCUCUCUGAAGGCAGGAAUAUCACCAUGGAGUUCUCGAUGGAUCCCAGUGGAUGAAGGGAUAACUACAUAAUGUAAAAGCUAAAUUGUACUAAAUCAUUCUGGGGCAGGAUUUAUUUGACAUAGUUUACAAUCUCUUUUCGGGAAGAAAUUCCUGAAAAAUGCUUAGGCAGUGUUCUGUCCCAUUCAGUGAGAACUGGCCCUAUUAAUGAACCUCAGUCUGGCAUUUAGGGUCUGAAUAAUCUCUAAUUAGAUAUUUAUUUAGUGAACCAUCAUCUUGCUCUUUUACAUUAUCUUUUGUUAGGUAACUGUCAAGAAAGAAUUGUCUUAGAGUUCUAUUCUUACAUAAAGCUUGAUACAUGUAUAUAACAAGA